Myxocyprinus asiaticus (Chinese sucker) is the source of this 1979-nucleotide messenger RNA. Its product is annotated as CMRF35-like molecule 1. The transcript has 6 exons. The record is from RefSeq and is a predicted model, not a curated record. The coding region runs from base 249 to 1070 and encodes 273 amino acids. NCBI's taxonomy places the organism in Eukaryota, Metazoa, Chordata, Actinopteri, Cypriniformes, Catostomidae.
GUACUUUUUCAAAUAAAUAACUGAAACUGAACAAUCUUGUAGAGGAAGUGAUAAUUCAAACAUACACCAUUUUUUUUAGUCCUAAUAAAACCGACUAUGAACACAGAGUGUGAGUGUGUCCAAAAUACAGGAAGUACCAUAAACAAGUCCCAAAUGAACCAUAAAGAAGCCAUAAACAAGCCUCGAUGAAAAAGUUCAUUGCAAAUCCUUCAAAAUACACCAAAGACCCUUAGUUAGCAUGGCUGUGCAUGGAGGGGUCAAUAACAGAGGCCUUAACUGCUUUAUUUUAUCCAACAGAAAUUAAGACUUCAACUACUGAUGACAUUUCUGCUUAUGGAUACAUGGAACAAAACAUCACAAUUUCAUGUUCUUUUACUUGGGCUCACAGCAACAGGAAGUAUUUCUGCAGAGAUCCAUGUAAAGACAGAGAUAUUCUAGUUAAAUCUGAACACUCACUUAUUAGGAGAUUUAAACUGAAGGAUUUUAAGAAUGGAACCUUCAUUGUGACUAUCACUGAACUACAGGAGUCAGACUCUGGGGUAUACUGGUGUGCAGUGGAACGGUUUGGUGUAGACUCGUAUCAUAAGGUGACUGUGAAUGUUUCUAAAGGGACAGGUUUUAAAAUACAACUGACCACACCAAAAUGUUAUGUUUCCACGCCUUCACCUACAGAAGACAGCAGAACCUCAUUGGCAUCAACAGAGCUUAGCAAAACAUCUGUUACAGCUGAAGCUUUCUUUGACAAAGGCAAAAAAGCAGUGCCUCUGUAUUCUAUCCUCUAUGCUGUUGGUGGUCUGAUUGUCAUGGUGAUCAUAUUUGCAGUCGGACUUGUCACUGUUUGUCAGUACAAAAAGCAAGUCAAGACAUCAGCAAGUUGUGUGCCAGAGACAUCUAUUGGGUGUAAAAGUGAGGAGACCAACAGUGUUUAUGACAAUGAUCUUGAUGACAGACCCAGUAUCACCACAAAAAAGUUUAACAAGACAAACGACUUCAAGAGCCAAUCAGAUCCAGUCUACGAAAAUGUACAGUUUAAGACACAGAAGGCACACGCUAGAUUUGACAAUCUUUAAUCUGUGCAGCGUAUGCAGUCCAAUAGUCUCAACUGAAAUGAGUGAAUGUGCAGAAGUACACUUAUGAGGAAUAUGUAGUUUUGUGAAGUAGCAUGCACAGUUUCAAGAAACGUACCUUAUUUGUUAGUCCUUUAUCUACUGUCCAGUCAGCUAGCCCUAAAGCUUUAAAAGCAGUAUGUGGUCCAUUUAGGCAGGGGUGGUUCUAGAGGGCCAGGGGUGGCAAUUUUAUGUAAUUUUUUAAGCAAACUUUUUCGAAACGGGGCACCAGGUUGGUCAGUUGCUUGGGGCCUCAGAAAUCGUAACUGAUUGAGACACACCCAUGGUUUAAAAGUUUCCACACACACUGGUAAGACAAAACUUCAUUUGUUUACUUGUUGCCAUAUCAAAACUGUAUAGAGAAAAAAAUGCGGCAAAAAAAAAAAAAUAAAUAAAUAAUUUGAAGAUAUCGCCAAACGUUCAUUUUACAGCAGCAAAAGUACUAUUUCUAACCAAAGUUAAUUUUCAUGUCUGUUUUUAAUGUUUAUUUAAAACGAGGCAAACUUGGUAUAAUUUUUUAUCUCCAAUCUGUUAGCUAGCAUCUUAAUUCUUAGCUAUAGCCAGCAGAAGUGACCAGCCAUGUUUAUAUCCCACUUACGCUGAUGGGGCACGUUGUAACACUGCAUUACAAUAUGCCCAAUAAGAGCAAACUUUAUUCCAUGCAGUCGGAUAUGUAAUUUACAUAAUUCACCUUUUUUGCGUGUGUGUCAUCAAUCCAUGCAUUAUUUAAGUCAAUGCAGUUUUUUGUUGUGUAUUCAUUGUCAAAUGUCAAAAUGAUUGCUAUAUUAUACAUGACAAAGUUAAUAAAUGGCUUUUAUUGACGUAAUAUCAUAGUUUGUCUUCUUCAGGGCCAUUUCUACUGUUGCUAUAAGC